AUGCAAAUUUUGAUUAAAGUAUUUCUUAUAAUCUUAUUAAAUGUGGCUGUAUAUUCGGCAACUAUCAAGAUUGGUGUGAUAUUGAUGGAGUCAGCACCCGAACCAUUUGACAUGCGUCGUGUAGGUCCAGCCAUUGAUCUCGCUAUAGAGUCGGCUAGAACCAGUUUAGGUGUAAAUCUAGAGCCCAUAAAAAGAAAUUACUCGGGAGUGUGUCCCUACGAGCCUCCUGUUGGAUUGUUGUCGGACUUAUAUCAGUUAGAAAACAUCAAAGGCGUGAUAGGCCCCGCGUGCUCCCAGGGGCUUCUGGCGUCAGCUCGCCUUGCGCAAUAUUUUAAGUUGCCUAUGAUAACAGGUCUUGGCGAUCUUGUUAUCAGAAGAAACGACAUCGACAUGUUUAAAUCGUUAACUAUUCUGUCGUACGAUCUGCGAAAAUUAUCAUAUUCGAUAUCUGCUAUUAUGCAAGAAUAUCAAUGGCAGCAUACAGCGAUUCUCUAUGAUUUAACUUACGUUUUCUUUGACUUGGCGGGCUCAAAUCUCGUCUACGACUUCCGGCUCUCCAACACGGUUGCUAGACCGUAUGAUUUACCAUUCAUCCCAGAGAAGGUUUCGGAUUACGGGGACUUGCUGGUAGAAGCUGGCGCUCAUGCUAGAGUUUUCAUCAUUUUCUGCGACUCUGACCUGUUACGGGACAUUCUGUACAGAGCAUAUCACCUGGGCAUGGCCAACGGAGAUUACGUAUUUAUAACCAUGGAGCUAUUUCCGAGUGACUGGCUCGGGUAUUAUACUGAUUUUCUGCGAGGUGACGAGAAGGACGUUGAAGUGACAAAGGCGUACGAAUCCCUGCUGCUACUGACCCUACGACAACCUGAUAACCCAGAAUAUGAAGCCUUUGCAGAGGAGGUGAAACUAAGAGCCAAACGGGAUUAUGGUUAUGAAUUUGGUGCUGAAGAAGCGGUAAAUUAUUUCAUCACGGCUUUCUAUGACAGUGCUAUAUACCUAGCUUUAUCCUAUAAAACUGUUCUUGACGAGGGAGGAGAUAUAGAUGACGGAAUGGCGGUUGCCCAACGGCUAUGGAAUUCUACAUUUGAAGGUAUAACAGGACCAGUAAAAGUUGACGAGGUAGGAAACAGAGUGGCAGACUUCGAUUUAUUUGAUAUGAAAUCCCCUGAUACAAAGAAAUUCCAGUUGGUUGGACGGUUUCGCGGAGCAACUCAGCAAUAUGUGACACAAGAGAACGUACAGAUUGUUUGGCCGAACGGAUUACCGGUAGAUAAACCAAAAUGCGGAUAUAGCAAUGAGUUGUGUGUCGAAACCAUAGAAAACAACACCACUACAAUUAUUGUCGUCUGUGUGUCUAUCGUAAUCGUGGCAACGGUAGCCCUGAUUGUCAUUUCCCUGGCUUACAGGAAAAUAAAAACAGAGCAAGAUUUGGGCCGAAGAACGUGGCUUGUAGACUAUUGUGAUGUACAGAUUCGUAAAGGAAGGCUCAAUGAUUCCUUUCUCUCCAAGUCACUGCUCACUCUAGAUACCAAAGAGGAAAUGGCUCAGGUGUUUACCCGUACGGGGUACUGCAAAAACCAGACAGUGGCUAUCAGAAAACUUCACCUGCAUAACAUUGAAAUUACUCGUCAAAUUGCCAUAGAAUUUAGACAGAUGCAGUUAGCUUCUCACGGAAACAUUGCAAAAUUUGUGGGCGCGUGUCUUGACAGCCAAAAUGCUAUGAUUUUAAUGGAAUAUUGUCCACGAGGAAGUCUUCAGGACAUGUUGCAGAAUGACAGUAUCGAGUUAGAUUGGGCUUUCCGGUAUUCGCUUAUUAAUGACGUCAUCAAGGGAAUGGUGUACUUACACAACAGUCCUAUACACGUGCACGGGCGUCUCUCGAGUACUAACUGUGUUAUAGACAGUCGCUUUGCCCUCAAACUGACAGACUACGGCCCUAAAAGUAUCCUGACACGAGACAGAGCAGAGGAACGCAAGAAGUCUUGUUUGGCAGAGACUUUCAACACUGGAAAGUUGUUGUGGACAGCACCAGAACAUUUGAAUAUGUCGCCUGACGGAUCAAUCGGUGCUUCACAGAAAGGCGAUGUAUACUCCUUCGGCAUAAUUCUACAGGAGAUCGCCAUGAGAGCCGGGCCAUACGAAGGCAAUGACCAGAGUGCUGAUGAAAUUCUGAGGAUUUUAUCAAAUAAAGAAGAUGAUAUAAUACGCCCAGUUGUACCUCCAGACGCUUGUUCAUCUGCCCUGUCAUACAUGAUGAAAAAUUGUUGGAUUGAUAAUCCAGUUGACAGACCAACAUUCAAUGAACUGGACGAAACAUUCAGAAAGAUGCGCGCAGGUCAUACAACAAACAUAAUGGACAAUUUGUUACAACGUAUGUCCAACUAUGCGGAUAACUUAGAAGCAUUAGCAGCCGAAAGAACAAAAGCCUAUCUCGAAGAGAAACAGAAAGUGGAAGAACUUUUACAUAGACUUCUACCACCGUCGGUCGCAAGACAACUUCAAUCCGGACAGCCCGUGGCCCCAGAAACAUAUGACUGUGUUACUGUUUACUUUUCGGAUAUCGUAGGAUUUACAACUAUAUGUAGCAAAAGUUCACCAAUUGAGGUUGUUGACCUUUUGAAUGACCUGUACACAGCCUUUGAUAAUGCAAUAGGCAGAUUUAGGGUUUAUAAGGUUGAGACUAUCGGGGAUGCAUACAUGUGUGUGUCUGGUCUACCGGAGAAAAUUGGCGUCUAUCACGUGACAGAGAUAUGCAACAUGUCAUUGGUUAUCUUAAACACAGUGAAACAUUUUACAAUACGACAUAUGCCGUCGGAACCAUUAAGAGUGAGAAUAGGAGUUCAUUCAGGUCCAGUUGUUGCUGGUGUUGUUGGUCUGACAAUGCCGAGGUAUUGCCUUUUUGGAGAUACAGUAAAUACAGCCUCUCGUAUGGAAUCCACUUCUGAAGCUUCAAAAAUACAGCUGUCACCUACUUCAAAACAGUUGUUAGAAGACUUCCCGGCAUAUCAACUUCAGGAGAGAGGAGAAAUUGAAGUGAAGGGUAAAGGUCUAAUGACGACGUACUGGUUAGAAAGUUGCCACAGAAAAGAAAGUGUUAUUACUCCCGGUUCAACGUGUUAGAAAUGAAAUGUUUCAUUUAGACCUCUUUGAAGACGAAAUAAUAUAAAUUUCAAUCAUAUACUAGUAUUAUCAAAACAAGUACACAUGUUUGAGAAUGAUGAAAUCCACUCAAUUUUUAUAGCAGAUACAUAAAAAAAAUUAUAACAUUGAAAUUUAUAUUUAUUUAUCUAAUUAAGUCCGCGCAUAUCACCGUCUACUAACGAGAUGAAUUAACCAAUUCAUUUAUAGCUCACCUGAGCAUUACCAAGAAGAUCUUAUGGUGAGCUUUUAUGAUCUCUGGAUGUCCGGUCUGAGUCGUAGUCCCAUCGAUCACUGUUUAAAUUCUAGAAUCGGUAUUUAAGAAGCAAUGCUAGUUAAAUCAAACUUGAAUACGACGAUAAGGUCAAAAGUUCUAGUCAUUAAUUGACCGAAAUAGCCAUAUUUUACCAUGUAGGAACACCCUUGCACAUUAGUUUCUUUACUAAUUCUGAAACAGUACGUGUAUGUCCUCAUUAAGUUUGUUGAUGACUUUGUUAGGAAUAGCAUGCCUAAAAUUAUAGACCAUUGAUUUAACUAAUUAAGUUCAAAGUCAGCACUGCCAUUUCGACACCAUUCCCAAGCAUAUAUGUAUAACUCUCAUUCAAGUUAGAUUAUGAGCUACAUCGGAAAUGAGGUUCAGAAUUCUGUGCCUUUGAUAUGUCAAAGAUGCUAUAUGUCUCUAUAUUUAUAUAUUUCUUAUUUUAACACCUUCAUUUCAUCCUCAGUUAAAAUCAUACGUACGCAAAAUGUGUGUACUUAAGACAUCGUUUACGUUUGUUUCUAGACCGGAAUAAUUAAUCUACAGUUAUGUGCCAUUGAUUUUUCAAAUCAAACUUCCGUGAGUACUUAUUGGCGAAGACAUUCUAUCAUUCUAUCCAUCUUUUAUUAGGAUUGGCACACAAAAGAUGGUGCUAGAAUGUAAACAUUGUUUAAACAUAGCAAAGUAUGUCGUUUUGUUUACGUUCUAAAUGAGAACAGGUGCUUUAUAACCCUUGGUUUAUCAUUCUGUAUAUCGCCAUUUAAACACUCUUCGCCAGACUUAACCAAAGCUAGACAUAGUGUUUAUUCCUACUGAACCGUGUUCGAGUUGUAUCAAGGAACCAACAUAACAACAUUUAUUUCCAGAAGUGUCCAUGCUUUAGCAAAUAUUGCCUUAUCAAGUUCACCACAUGUGUGCUGUAUGGCAUUUCGUCACCAAAGUCGAUCGUAUUUUAGAUGUGUUUUCCUCUGUGACCUUUGUGGUAAGAUCAGAUAUGUGUUGGGCAGUAUGUGGUCUUUUUUAGCAACAAUUGACUUCUAACACAUUUCGAUGAAAAUUCUGUAUCAUAACACAUAAUACUACCAUACUAAAUUUGGUAUGCGAAUUCAAUUUAUUUCGAGAUGUUUUUGAGUGGAGUAGUUAAGUCCGGUCUGUGUGACAUUGACCUUUUCGUUAAGAUCAGUGAUACUCAGGUGUGAGAUAAAGAGCUAUCAUGGUCGUCUUCGUACCAUUAACUCUUUACCUAAUCGCUAGCAACAUUUUAAAUGUGAUACAAAAAUACUGUAAGUCUGCAUUUUAUCUUUAUAUAAAGGUUUUGAUUUUAUAUGAAUGUCUUUGAAAGCUGGUGUCAAGUAUGUAAUUCACCUCAAGAACGAGGGCCGUUCACAAAAUACUUAGACUGAUGCCUUUACUCCAAAACUUGCCAAAAACAGACGUCUUAAAUGUUUUCAUUUUAAACAAUAAUGUGCCUGCUACAAAUAGAUUGAACCUGAAAGUGCUGCAUUGCAAUAUACAGUUGCAUUUGAAUUAGAGUAUUCAUUUUCAGGAAGAUAUUAGUCUGAUAUAUCUAAAUGGAACAUAUAGAUAAAAGACUUUUUAUCAUUAACUUCACGGGUAACCAUAAACCAAUAUAUGUAUAGCUGUGUUAUGCUUUAUGUUGU
Molecule: messenger RNA, 5058 nt
Organism: Mercenaria mercenaria
Lineage: Eukaryota; Metazoa; Mollusca; Bivalvia; Venerida; Veneridae
Product: atrial natriuretic peptide receptor 1-like
Exons: 22
Coding region: 1-3120 (1039 amino acids)
Biological process (GO): protein phosphorylation; cGMP biosynthetic process; receptor guanylyl cyclase signaling pathway
Cellular component (GO): membrane
Molecular function (GO): ATP binding; protein kinase activity; peptide receptor activity
Source: RefSeq, a predicted model, not a curated record